AGACUGGGGACAUCGUCUCCUUUUUACACCACAACGUCCACGCGUGUGCCCACAGCGAGAGGAUGCAUCGCAAACUUUGGUCAAGCGGACAAACAAGUGUCGUUCGUCAGUGCGCAUGCGCGUCGCUCUGUUGCUACUCAGUUGUUGUAGUUACCAGGAAGAUUAACCGCGAUGAUCAAGUGUCCCUGGUGACACUCAGCUAGCUAGCUGUUAGCACGCUCCACUCAAACAAAGGGCAAGUUCGCUUUGGUGUUUGUCACUAAAACGUGUAUUUAACAGUCAUUGGACUAAGCGGACUUUAGCUCGAUAGCUUCCCCUAUUUAUUGUAGCGUGUCAGAAACCGUUGUCUUUAUUUAGCUGCCGAUUGUUGGACAGUCUCCGUGGGUUUAGUCUUUACGUCUCGUGUCUGGUGUGAGGUUAAAGAAGACAAUUUCACUGUAGAGACAGAAAUCAGCUGUCCCCAGCUAACUGUGCGCUAACUGCUGUAGGACCGCAGCGGUGUGACAGGUUUCACCGGCGAACCGUAAUAACGUGGUUGUUAUUGUAAUAUGUCUUCCAUUGAGGGGGCUGAUGUUUAUACGAGCUGACACGUUCACUGGCUGCUGUGUUUUAUUUGCAGCUGGAGGGUUGAGAGGCCAUGCGUGAAGCUGGACGCCUGAUCCCUGCCAGAUUCCACCGGGCAGCUCGUCCCCUUCUCCCCCCGGGAAGAUGCCAGCUGUGAUCCGGGAUAAAGAGGACUCCGAAUCCUCUUCGGAUGAAGACAAGCAUGAUGACCAGCCUUGCAUCGCGUGGUGCGGCCUGAGCAAGACCAUCCCAGUUCUCUUGUUUGUCCCUGAAGCUGUAGUUUCAACAGAUGGAACUAUCUGCUCUGUCGGAGAGCGGUACAACUUGGCCUUCAAGAUCGUGCGCACCGAGAGCCGUCUGGUGCGUGGACUCCUCGCCAACCAUGGAUUCCGUGAGGUUCACCAAAACUGCAAUGAAUUUAACCUCAUGUGGACAGGGUCUCACCUCAAGCCUUACCUACUCCGCAGCCUUCAAGACUUCCAGAAGGUCAACCACUUUCCCAGGUCAUACGAAUUGACGCGAAAAGACCGUCUCUAUAAAAACAUCCAGCGGAUGCAGCAGACCCACGGCUUCAAGAACUUCCACAUCGUUCCUCAGACCUUUGUGCUUCCCUCAGAGUACCAGGAGUUCUGCAAUUGUUUUGCCAAGGACAAGGGCCCAUGGAUUAUUAAACCAGUAGCCUCUUCAAGAGGGCGGGGCAUCUACCUGGUCAGCAAUCCAAAUCAAAUCUCCAUGGAUGAAAACAUCUUGGUGUCUCGCUAUAUUAACAACACGCUGCUGAUAGAUGAGUUCAAGUUUGACGUUCGGUUAUACGUGUUGGUGACAUCAUACGAUCCACUCAUCAUCUAUGUGUAUGAGGAAGGCCUGGCGAGGUUUGCCACAGUGAAGUAUGACCGGACUUCAAAGAACAUUAAGAACACGUUCAUGCAUCUCACUAACUACAGUGUGAACAAAAAGAGCAGCGAUUAUGUCAGUUGCGAUGACCCUGAAGUUGAGGAUUAUGGGAACAAGUGGAGUAUGAGUGCAGUGUUGAGGUAUUUGAGGCAGGAGGGGAAGGACACCACAUUGCUGAUGAAACAGGUGGAGGACCUCAUCAUCAAAGCUGUUGUGAGUGCUGAGCUACACAUAGCCAACGCCUGCAAGACGUUUGUUCCCCACAAGUUCAACUGCUUCGAGCUGUAUGGUUUUGAUGUGCUCAUUGACUCCAACCUCAAACCCUGGUUGUUAGAGGUGAACCUCUCUCCCUCCCUGGCCUGUGAUGCGCCCUUGGAUCUGAAGAUAAAGGCCAGCAUGGUUGCAGACAUGUUUUCACUUGUGGGCUUUGCGUGUCAGGACCCUCUGACGAAACAGCCACGCUCUGACCGAGUCGCCCUGGACCCCAGCCUCAAACACCCAGCAGCCCCCAGAGCGCAGCGACAGAAGCCGGCGUCAGCUAGUGCCUCUGAAACAGAGGGGUCAAAAGAGAAGCAAGCAGCUAAACAGGGUCAAGGAGAAAGCACUUUGAGCUUAACUGCUGAGGAGAUGAAAGUCCUUAGGAGGAUAAAGGAGGAGUACGAGAGACGAGGAGGUUUCAUCAGGAUCUUUCCCACCGCAGAAACCUGGGAGCUCUACAGUGGAUAUCUGGAGUCCAAGACUUCAAUGAACUAUAUGCUGGCGAACAGACUUUUCCAUGGAAGGAAUGUGAAUGGGAAUGUGCAGCUGCAGGUGGACGCCGUCCAUCGCUGUCACGCAGUCCAGUAUGAGAGGAAGUUGCUGUCUCUGGAGGCCCGUAAGAGGAGACAGCGCCACCUGACUCAUCGCUCUGCUGCGGGGAAGAAAAAAACGGGGAAGGAAUCCAAGGCCUCCCCGGCCGAGAGCAGCAGUUGGGGGGGAGAGGACUGCGCUCGGGAGCAAAGAGAGGAGGUGAAGCAAGUUCUCGAGCCAGUCUCACACAAGGCUUUGGUAGCAGAGCAAAGAAAACAAAUGGCCGCACCACUGGAGCGCUGCCACAGUGAGGCUCUGUCCAGCUCGGAGGCAGCCCCACACAAUGCCAGGCCCAGAGUCAACCUGCUCAACAUCCUUCAGCAGGGGUGGGACCUCAGUAAAGUGCAGGCCAGGGUGGCCUUCUCCUCAUACCUGCAGCGAGUCCAGCUCAGACUGUUAGCAGAGAGCCGAACCAACUCCGUCCCAGCUUGGCCAGACAAGGACAGCGACCAAAUGGAGCUGGUGAUUCGCUUCCUGAGAAGAGCAGCCAGUAACCUUCAACAAGACAUUAAGGUGGUAUUGCCCAGUCGCCAGUUACCCCUCAAAGACCGCAGACGCAUCCUGUCCCACCAGUUGGGAGAGUUUAUCUACUGUUACAACAAGGAAACUGAUCACAUGGUGAAAAAACAGGAGAGGAGCAAAGAGGAGCAUUGUGUUAACCCCAGUGUUUUUCGCGAGUACAUCACUGCUGCAAGUGAAAACGAUCUGGAGGAAGUACUGACAUUCUACACACAGAAAAAUAAAUCAGCCAACGUCUUCCUAGGAACAAAAGUCAGGAGUGUUAAGAAAGACGUUCGUGAAAUAAACGCCUCGGGAGAUUCUGGCAACUGUGAGAAUUCCAAAACUCCUUCUGUGGCCAAAGAGGAUUCCAGUUCUUCAGAGUCCUCGCUCUCCACGGGGAAAGUCAGCGGUGACCCAGACAUCAAGGGCGCUGAGAGUCAACCUUCUGUACGGGCGCUGUCUGGAGAACAACAGGCAGCGGUUGGAGCCAGUAAAGCCCAGCCAGAUGUCCAGGCAUCUCAGCACUACUCCGGCUUUCCUGUGACUUUAGACUGCACACAUGUGCAGCGCUGCUCUCCUGCACCGGCUUCCCUCCCUCUUCACUGUCCGCCACCACCACCACCACCCGGACCACAGCCGCCGUCCUACGCACAGAGCUUGGCAAAGUCUCAGUUCUGUCAUCCUGAGACUCUUUCCAACCUUCCUGCGUACAACUCUGUCCCUAUGGUCACGCAACCCCCGAGAGUGACAUGGACGGCUGUCCCCGCGGGCUCUAACACAGUCUCAACCACGCAACCAUCCCAGGAGCUCAGGAGGAUUCAGGCCUUCGCCACAUCCACAUCCGGUUCUGGGGCAGCCUCAUCCAUCCAGAGUGCCACGCACAUCUAUAGCCAGAAGCUCUCAAGACCCACGUCUGCAGGCCAAGUCAACAGGAGGAUCAGCUCCAGCAAGCUUAAGUCCAACUCAGUGGGGGCCUUGAAGGAUUUAAACUCGCUCUCUGCCCAGGCCCAGUCCAACCAGCAGGCCUUCAUUUCAGCCCUGCAAAAGCUGGCGGAUAAGCAGGUUGCUCGCCACUAUGCCAGCUCCGGUCACAUCAACCUGCUCACACAACACCUGACCAAUCUGAACCUGGCCAACAGGAUGCCGAGCAAAGAGAGCUGCACUCUGAACCCUAAAGGACGGCACACUGCUGCAGCAACACAAGGCCCAGUGAGAGCCGCUCCCUCGGGAACAGAUCUACUUCGCAGCUCUGGCCACAGGCUCCUGAAGGAAGAUGAGGGUCUUCGGGAAGGGCCGAUGCAGAGUGCCUACAGCCUGGUGACGGGGGGGAAACCCCUCCAGCGCUACCAACCCACCCAGGGAAGCUACCAGCUUCAGUUUGCCAUCCAGCAGCUACAACAGCAGAAACUCCAGUCUCGACAGUUCCUGGACCAGAGCCAGUACAGACAUCAGGCUUCUUUUCCAGACCAGACGGGCGCUCCACUCACCCAGACUCCGGCAAGUUCAUCCAGCUGUCUCCCAUCCAGCUUUCACGUUUGGCCCAAUCACAGCCAUGUCCACGGCCACGUCCCGACCGUUCUCGCCCCAAAGCCGCCCAGCAGUGCUCGAGAGGGACAGAUCAGGAAAACGGCAACAAAACGCCUCAUCAAGCAGACGUCCUCGGAGAGUUUAGCCAGCGGAACCGUGACCAGCGGCCAGCACAUGGUCUACGAAGCCAUCUGCGGUAAAACAGGUCUGUCUGCGUACCGCAAGCUGCUCCAGGGCGAGGAGCCAAGUCGCAGAUGACACGAAAGCGACCAGGGGCACGUCCUGCCGCUCUGCCGGCCUGACAGGUGCCUCUGCAUGUAACUACAUCCUCGCCAGAGGUGUAUUCUGGGAGAGGACAACAGCAACAGAUGAAAGCAUGCCAGACAUCGAACAGGGUCCUAUUAAUUUCUCGGUGAUACAGCCACAGAAAUGCGAGCGGGCAGGCUGCCAGGCCAGGACUUCCCAGCUUUGACGCAGGUUGGAUUGUUAUUGCGCAGCAUAACAUCAGAUGGCCUUUUCCACACUCGCACCCCCGCCCCCUCCUAUCGCCCCCAUUGGCUGCAUUUAGUCAAUAUCCCAACAGUUGACCGCCCUCAUUCCCUCCAUGCUACUGAGGCCUCAGAACGAUUUCAUUGACAGAGAAAUGUCAGCAGAUGGUUCUUUGAGCCCUUUUGGUAUUUUGACAACAGGAGUCGACGUUUCAUUUUUUGCUCAUUCAGUGCACCGCGAGUCAUUCAAGAAGACAUUUCUCCUCCUAAAAUGUAAUUCACACAGCUGAGAUGGGGGUUUUGGUUAUAAAUGUUUUUUGGGGAAGUAGCAUAAGGAUCGCAUCUCAUCUUGCUGCCAUUACUGGUGAGCCGACAGAGAAGCCGCUUUCAUUUGUGGCUUCUGGUCAUACGCCCUCCAACUGCCCGUCCUUGUUGGAAGGGUUGCCAAAUCAGAUUCUGUGGCCAUUGCCGAGGGAUGUGUCGAAGUCGAGCAUCCUUUGCCCGUAGGCUUUAAAGGGAAAUUACGAUUGUUAGAGCUCAAACACAAUUGCUCCCUGCCUUGCUCCGUGUUUACCAGCAUGAUGUAGGGGUUUAUGUUUUAUAUCGAGGAAUAGUGUGAGCUUGUGAUUGUCCCUGUAAACUGUGGAUGAUGUCGUUUUCCUUGGAUGGACCAAAUUUAAUAUGAUUGGAUAAUAAGUAAAUUAUUGUUAUUGCAUCAGUUUGUAUUUAUUGUACAUUGUCUAUCAACAGGUCGUCUCGGACAUUUCUUUAGCUUAAAGCAUAACAUGGACAGGAAUCAUGGUUAUGCACAGCCUUGCUUAAGAUGAAGGUUAAUGCUGCACCAGCAGAUAUGUUGUGUUUUCAUGGGGAGUUCACUCAGGGCAUGUAAACAGAAUAAUACAUCUCUGUUAUAUAUCAAUAGAUUGAAGUUUAUGAUGACCUCAGAAAUACUUGAAUUCCAUGCAUGUAUUUGUUAUAUCAACUGAUGACUAUCAUCAGAGUGGUUUUGCACAGUUUGUAGUUUUCAAUGCAGCCGAACUGGUUUUUAUUAGACUUAAUGGUAUUGGAUUUUUUUGUAGUGAUUGAUGUGAAACUUGAUGUUGUGGAUUUUCUACCAUCGCACGCUGUAUUACAAGAAUCCAACAUUAGAAUCCAAAGUGUGUAAUCUGUGGUGAUACAAGAUUGUUUAACAGUCUGAUAUUUGUAUCUGUUUUGUUCUUGAUUGUUUACAAUUCUUUACAUGUGCAUGGAAAUGUGAUAUUUUUGUUGGUUUUAGCAGUAUGUAGCAAGAGAUAUAAACUAUGUUUACAUGGACACCAAUGAUCACAUUAUUGACCUUAUUUCAAUUAUUUACAAAAUGCUGUGAAGACUCCAACAUAAUGUGACUAAGGUCAGAACACUGAGGUCAAGGUAAUCAGAAAAUGUUUUUAAUUGACUGCAUCUUAAUCAAGUUCAUUUUCGAGAAUUUGUGUCCACGAAAACAUUGUUAUUGACAUGAAAACCCAGAAAACGUUGAAACAUUCUGAUCAUGUCAGUAAAUGUAUUUGUUCACGGAAUGUACUGUACACUGGAAGUUGUCAAUCACUGGACAGGUUGUGUCUAAAUUUACUCUACUACCCUUUAAAAUCAAGUUCUCCAAAUAAAACAUCAAAACUCAACAAUAAACAAAUAUAUAACGAUUCUAUCCAACUGUUCAUUUUUAAUUAAAAAAAAGUGUUUCCAAGAGUAAUAAGAAAAACAUUUACAAUUUGUGAUUUAGUUAGGUGUUCACUUAGUGACGUACAUUGUCUCAUACAACAGAAAGGCUUCACUUAAAAACAAAACAAUCCCUGGAAUCUCCAUCCUGUUGCAUUACAGAGGUAAACAUAACCGUGGAAAAAGUACUUUGAAAUAAAGGUUGGUUUCCAGCAUGUAUUUUUAUUAAUUAUUUUACCUCCAGAGAUCAUUUUCAUUGAACAGCAUUUAAUCCUAAAUGAACAGUGUCGGGAGAUGUGGCUUGCAUCCGCGUCAGUUUCCAGCUUGGACAUUCGAAGUUGUCCUGUGAGUCAGGGCCCAGGGAUCUGUUUGCUCUCAGCCAGCCAUCGUUAUUUGAUUUUUUUAUUUUACCCUCUUUGACUUGCUCCUGUCGUGUUGAGUUCAGUCUGCAUUCUCAGUCAUUUUUUUUCUACUGCUAUUAUUUGAUGUCCUUGAGAAUGCAGAAUCAAUUACUGUUCCUCUGUUGUGAAUGUCACGUAACACUGAGGUAAAGGCUGUUCAAAAUGCUGGAAUACGAAAAAAGGAAAAGAAAAAACAUGACAAACGCUGAUGUCGAAAGGCGAUUGUUGAAGGUCAGUAAGAGGUCUGAUGGGUUGGAGAGCGCUGUUAGUGAAGUGGUGUUUGACGAAGUCUUUUAGGUAAAUGCUGCCAAUGAUUGCGAGCAGAGUGGCGGACUGCGUCUUUGUUUUUUUCGUGAAAGAGCUCAGGGCAAAAGCUGAAGCAGAGGG
Messenger RNA from Pleuronectes platessa (European plaice), 7306 nucleotides. It is a transcript of the gene ttll5, whose product is annotated as tubulin tyrosine ligase-like family, member 5. Gene Ontology annotation, cellular component: cilium. The record is from RefSeq and is a predicted model, not a curated record. Gene Ontology annotation, biological process: protein polyglutamylation; microtubule cytoskeleton organization. NCBI's taxonomy places the organism in Eukaryota, Metazoa, Chordata, Actinopteri, Pleuronectiformes, Pleuronectidae. The transcript has 30 exons. Gene Ontology annotation, molecular function: tubulin binding; tubulin-glutamic acid ligase activity. Bases 709 to 4593 code for a protein of 1294 amino acids.